Molecule: messenger RNA, 939 nt
Organism: Moneuplotes crassus
Lineage: Eukaryota; Ciliophora; Spirotrichea; Euplotida; Euplotidae
Source: the annotation of a GenBank genome assembly
AUGAUUGACAAUUAUUAUAAAGUCAUUAAAGUCGUCGGCAAAGGAGGUAGCUCAAAGGUGAUACUUGCCACUGACCCAGAGGGUAACAAAGUUGCAAUAAAGGUUAUUAGAAAGGAUAAAAAAUACACCACAACCUCAGCCAAGAUUCUACUCGAUAAGGAGGUGUUGGUUCUUACUGUAUUUGAUGGCCAUCCUAAUGUUAUUAAGUGAUUAGGGACUCAACCUCAUGGGAUCAUUUCAAUUAACAAUAAGGCAGAAUCAAUCAUGUACAAUGUGCUUGAAUAUGCUGAGAACCAAACUCUUUCUAGCUAUGUCAAGAAGACUGGCCCUGUUGAAGAAUUAAUUGCUAAGUUUUAUGCUACCCAGAUCUGUAGCGCAGUAGCCCAUAUCCAUAGUUCAGGGUUAGCUCACCUCGAUAUUAAACUUGAGAAUAUUUUACUGGAUGAAUUCUUCAAUGUCAAACUAGCUGAUUUCGGCUCAUGACAGGAAGCCCCAUACCCAAGAUCAAAAAUAAAUUGCGGGAGAGGAACGAAGUACUAUAUGGCCCCUGAAAUAGAGAGCUUAGAGAAGGAUGAUUCCUUCAUUGCUAGAGCAGCUGAUAUCUACUCUCUCGGAGUUACACUUUACUUGAUAGUGACUGGAGUACCCUCUUCUUUAACUAAUAAUACUGAGGAGAAUCUAGUCUUUCCUUGCGAUUUCACUACAUCAUUAAAUGGGAACGAGCAAAACACAGAAAAUGAGCCAGAAGAAUGCAUAUUAUCUCCUGAAUUUGUAGACCUUAUUUUGGCAAUGCUCGACCUAGAUCCAUUAAAGAGACCUUCUAUAUUCAAAGUGAUGAAUCAUCCUUGGAUUGAUUGAAAAUUGCGCCCUGAAAUAGCUGAACUAGUAUAUUUAGAAAUGUCAAGUAGGAAGGCUUAUAUCAAAGAAAAAUAAAUUGUU